ACAGACCCGACAGACGGGACCUCCGCCAUGGACCUGGUCAUCACUCAGGAGCUGGCUCGCGCCGACAGCCAGGAGGACGCCGCCGCCCUGCAGAGAGCCUACCGGCUCAUCAAGUCGGCCGACCUGGGCAAGUCGGAGCUCGACCCCACCGAGAGCUUCAGCCCCGACCUCUUCGUGCUGUGUGCGGAGCAGGCCCUGAAGAUGGGGCAGCCGCAGGUGAGCGAGGACUGCCUGCAGAUGUACUUCAAGGCCAAGGGGCCGGUCACCCAGUUCCGGGGCCGCGCGCACCUGUGCAGGGCCCAGCUGUGUGCCCCCACGUCCACGGACAGGCUGGAGGAGUUUGAGAACUGUGUCACCCAGUACAUGAAGGCCAUCAACUUUGCCAAGGGGGAGCCCAGGUACCACUUCCUGGUGUACAACGCCUCAGUGCUGUACUGGCAGAUGGUGCGGCCCUUCCUCAAGCCGGGCUACCACCACCACCUGAUCCCCAGCCUGGCACAGAUGGUGGCCGUGCUCAACUUCACGGAAGACGAGGCCGUGGACUGGCGGGCCGAGCUGACGCUGGAGCUGCUCACGUGCUACCUGGAGGCGGGGAGGAGCGACGAGGCCGGCAGGCUGUGCGCCACGGCCGCCCCGUUCAUCAAGGCCCAGGUGCCCCACAAGUACCUGCAGAUGUUUGCCGUCAUGGUGCGGCAUGAGCUCCUGAGCGAGGCCCAGCUGUGGGAGGAGAGGAAGCAGUCCACUGGCCUGCUGGUCACCUUCCGGAUGAACCGCCUCAAAGUGGAGCUGGAGCAGAAGGAGCUGUCGGAGGGCGUGAGCGAGUCCCUGGAGAAGACCUACCAGCACCUGCGUCUGUACGACCACCAGAGUGUCCCCUCCGCGUGUGAGGAGAAGAUCCUGCUGCUGUUUGAGCUGGCUCGACUUUCUCUGACCUUGAAGUGCGGGGCGGUCGCUGCUGACUGCCUGGCUGACUUGAAGGAGAUGGAAGGCAAGGACCCCGGGAAGCUGCUGGAGGAGGACUGCCUGCAGUGUGAACUGGAGGCCCUCAGCUUGGAGCACCGGGUACAGGGCUUCCUGCGGUCGGCCGUGGAGGCCCAGCUGAGCAUCAUCCAGAGGCUGGACCUGACCUUGCAGCGGGCAGUGCGGCUGGGCGACCCCCGCGUCAUCCACGUGGUGUGCGCCACGCAGUGGAACCUGUGUCUGCCGCUGCUGCAGUUCAGCCUGCGCAGUCGCCUGCGUCGGUCCCUCGCGGCCAUCGCCCAGAUCCUGGAGAAGAUGGACAGCCUCAUGGUGCUGCUGCGCUGCCAAGUGCACAUGGAGCUGGCAUGCCUGGAGGAGGACGAGGACCGGCUGGAGCCGGCCAUGGAGCACCUGCAGAAGGCCCUGCGGCUGGACAGCCAGCACCGCUACCAGGAGAAGCUGCACAUGGACCUCAACCGCCUGCAGCUGUGCACCGUGCUCUACCAGUCGCCCGAGCGGGCCGAGGACCGCGCCACCCUGGCCAUCGAGCAGGCCAAGAAGGCCAUCGCCAAAGACAGCGUGAGGAAGAAGCGGGCCCUGCUGGUGAACGCGGGCCUGGCCCUGGCCCCCGACACCUUCCAGAUCGUGCUGGACGGCGAGAAUGAGGCCAAAGUGUCCAUCGGGAAGCACCGCAGCCGCUUCACCCACCUGUACGCCAAGGCUCGGCAUCACUCAGUCUGUGUGGACAAGGCCUCCGGCCACCUGCGCCGUCUGGGCAACAAGAAUGACCGGGAGAGGAUUCAGAUCUGGGCAGAGCUGGCCAAGGUGGCCCGGAAGCAGCAUGUGUGGGAUGUGUGCAGGACGGCGUGCCGCUUCUGCUUGCUGUAUGACAAUGCCAAGGUGAAGAAGGCCGUGAGGGCCAAGAAAGGGAAGCGGCGGAGACCGGAGGGCUCCACGCAGGACACCUGGGGGCCACCAGAGGUCACCCUGCCCGAGCCGCUGUCCUCCAGCCUCAAGCGCAAGUUUGCGGAGGUGGGCUUCAUCCAGGCCGAGGCCACUGUGCAGCUGCUGCGGUCAGAAGGGGUGGAGCUGAACGACCAGCCCACACCCCCCGAGGACCUGAGUCAGCACUCAGCUGGAUACACUGUGGAGCCUGCGGAGGACAACGCAGAGUGGCUGCAGUACAAGGCCUGGAUCGAGAGCCUGUCGCAGCUGGCCAUGAACAGCUGGCUGCGUGCGGCGGAUAUCGGGCGGGAGCUGCGGGAGGACUGGAUCGUACAGAACGCCGUGGUCUACCUGCUCAACCACAACCACCACCUGGUCUGUGAACGGCGCCACCGAGAGCUCGUGGAUGCCCUCUACCACUUGCUGGGCGUCAUGCGUGCCAUGGGUCACAGCGGAGACCCGGUGGUCUUGGUGACUCUCUGCAACAUGCUGGCUCAGGGGCUGCUCAUCAACUGGGUCCCAGCCCCAGCACCCGAGAGGGCCCGGAAAGCAGGGCGGCCCAACCAGUCCCACGCCCCACUGGAUGCCGAGGCAGCCGCCGAGGUGCGGACCGCAGUGGAGGUGUGUGAGUUUGCCCUGAACCAGACCAAUGGGACACUGGCCGAGGACGUGGUGCCCACACAGACCCGCCAACAGCUGGUCGCCACCUGGGUGAAGGCCAAGCAGCUCCUGCAGCAGCAGAUCUGGCCGAGGCUGGGCACAGAGGAGCAGGGCAUCAGUGAGGACAUCAGUGCGGUGACCAGGGUGCUCAUGGCCCUGGAGAUGUACUCCUGCAAUGGGUUGGGCCUCAUGGACUUCACUGUGCCACCCCUAAGCCAGGUGGCGGCUAUGGCCUCUGAGUGCAGCUGGCCGGAUCGGGUGGUGGAGAUACAGGCGCUGGCGCGAUUGGCCCACUUUGCCUAUGCCGCCCACGACCACGAGCUCACCAUAGAGUGCUCGCAGAAGGCCAUCCAGAUGGGUGUGCGCUGCCUCAAGACCUUCUGCCCGUCCGAUGUCCUGCAGGUGGCUGAACUGCUCAGCAUCACAGCCUGCACCCAGGGCCGGAGCAUCAUGGAGAACCUCAAGGGGCGGAAGCAGAUGCGGCUGGCAGCGGCCCGGGCCUUUCUGGAGGGUGUGCGCUUCGGCGGUAUCGCGGGGAGCAGCCCCCUGGUGAUGCAGGGAGCGCGCCUGUACUGGAAUAGCGUCCUGCCCGUGCUGUCCUCGGCCGUCGGCCGCAAGGCCUCCCGCAUUGCGGUGCAACGCAUCCUGGCCACCAUCAACCACACCGAGGCCCGCAAGCAGAGCAAGGAGAAGUGGCUGCUGCUGCACCAGUGGCCCACAGCAGACUUCCAGAGUGCAGACAGCACUGAGGGCUUCUUCCUCCCAGGUGCGGAGGAUGACCUGACCCUGCGAGCCGCGCUCUACGGGCUGCUCUUCCAUACCCAUGCUGAUUGUGAGGACUGGGAGGGCGGCCUCCGCGUGCUGGGGGAGGCCGUGCAGGUGCUGCCCCGCACCAAGCAUCGCCUCCUGGUGUUCAAGCACAUGGUCAUCGUGAAGGCCAAGCUGGGCCAGAGCUUCCUGAUGGAGAUCCAGAAGUUCAAGGACGAGAGUGAGGAUUACGUGGCCCACAUGUGGCACCGACUGGCCCUCAACUCCAAGAGCGUCUCUGGGGAGCUGUCCUGCUACCACAGUGCCAUCCAGGCCCUGCAGAAGCCUGAGAGUGAGUGGCAGAAGGUGGACUACAUUGUGGAGUUCAGUGAGUGGCUGUACCACCGCCAGUUCCCCAUGGAGGACGUGGUCUUCCACCUCGAGUGGGCCCUGGACAUUCUGCUGGCUAUGCAGCCGGCUGGGCAGGCCCCAGAGGCAGAUGAAGAGUCCCUGCUGGGUGAGGCCACCCCCGAGAGCCCGGCACCCUGGGACAGGCUGCGCAGUGUGAGGCAGCUGGACACGCUGGCCCGCAUCUUCACGCUGCUGGCCCUGAUGACCACACGCCGCUGUGUCCACUAUGAGGACCGCUGCCUCCUGGCCUUUGCCUGCCUGCACCGCAUCUGGCAGGUGUCUCUGGCAACGGUGGGCAGAUCCCUCACGGAGAGUAAGGGCUUAACAUCUGGCAGCUCCAACACCCUGCUGCCCAAGAAGGAGAAGGAGAAGGAGGAGCUGGAGCGGGGCCAGGACAAGGAGGACAGCAGGGAGAAGAAGAAGGACAAGGAGGACAGCAGGGAGAAGAAGAAGGACAAGGAGGACAGCAGGGAGAAGAAGAAGGACAAGGAGGAGCGGGACCGGAGCAGAGACCCCAAGCAGGCCACGUCCCCCAUCCAGGGCAGGCGGCCUGAGGACCUGCCCACCGGCGUGGAGGAGUGGGCUUCCUACUCCUGCCCCGAGCAAGUGCUGGCCCUGUUCUCCCAGGACCGAAGCGACUCCACCAUCAACUCCACAAGCCUGCAGAAGCCAACGCACACCUUGUACUACCUGGACCGGCUGGUCCUGGCGCUGCAGGACCUGUCUCUGCAUGAGCUCUCACUGCCCCUGCUGCAGCUGGGCAUGGCUAUCAGUCGCUCAGUGCUGGACAGCGAGAGCCUCGCACACCUCUACCACCUCCGACUCGCCCUGGUGUGCUCGGAGCUGAGGCUGCAGGAGGUGGCCACCUACCAUGAAGAAAAGGUCGGCCAGGUGUUCAUCUGUGAUGGAGAGCAGGCCAGCUUCCGGAAGGAGCUUGCUGCGAGGAAGGAGAGGAACCGGGAGCCACUGCCGGACGACGGGUUGCCUGUGACCCCUGAGCCGCUGGCCGCAGACCCACAGGCCGAGGCCAAGCCCCUGGUGGCCAAGGACAAGCUCCUCCAGGUGAAUGGGGAGUCGGGGCGUGGCCUGGCGGGCACCUCGCUGCCCCAGCUAUGGCUGCUCAAGGCCGAGGUGCUGCUGCAGAUGGACCUGUGCCAGCCUGCCCGACUGCUGCUGUCCGAGGCUUCUCGAGGCUUCCAGGAGCUGGGGGACCCCUGUGCACAGGCCACCUGCUUGGGCCUCCUGGCGGAGCUGGCCCACAAGGAACACCACUUUGGGCAGGCCGCCAAGAUGGUGGAGGCGGCGCAGCGGCUGGGCGGCAGUGAGGAGUUCUGGUACCGCACCACGCUGACACUGGCUGACACGCUGCUAUCCUCGGGCCAGGAAGGGGCAGAGAAGACGGUUCUUCAGAUGUUCCAGAAGCUCAUGGAGACCUUCAACGUCCUCAAGAAAGAGAGGCCCAACCGGACGCCUGUGCUGGACUUCAUGACUACGGACCUGGAGGCCAGGUGUGGGCGUCUGCGGCUGCAGGCACUGCAGGAGCUGGGAGUGUGCCCACUGCCGCUGCUGACCCAGCUGGACGCCAAUCUACGGGAUACAGAGAGCAAGUUCCUGGCCUGCGGCCGCAGGGAACAGGCUGCGGAAAUGACGCUGCAGAGGGCCAGGGUCAAGAGGCUGUGCGUCUGCAGCGAGAUGGAGGAGGCGCAGAAGGUAGCCUGCUACCUGGAGGCCCACGACCUGGCGCUGGCCGCUGUGACCGUCGAGGAAGAUAUCUUCCACAGAGUCCAGGGCCUGCUGUCCCUGCAGGAUAUGCAGGGCGUGAGCACGCCGCUGGCCCGCAAGCUGGGGCACCUGAAGGUCUGUCUGAUGGAGGUGUGCCUGGGGCUGCUGCAAGUGGUGUGCAGGGAGGACACUCAGCAGGAGCAGCGGGGCUCUGCACACAGGCUGCUGACCCAGUACCUGCAGAGCCUGUGCGAGCACUCUUCCCAGGGCCUGAGAUGGCUCACCCUGAAGCGGACCCUGGCACACACGGUGCUGGAACAGCUGGUCAGCCUGCAGCCGCUCUGCACCCAAUGUCCCCAGCUGCGCGCCCAGCUCCUCGGCCUGGCAGGCAAGGCCCUGCACCUCCUGGCUCUGCGCACUGACCCCCUGCACGGCGCCUUCCGCUGGGAUGAGGGGCUGCAGACCGGCGCCCAGCUGAACCUCCUGAAAAGCUUGCAGACCAUCUCGGAUAACCUGGAGGACAAGAAGCAAGGGGAUGACUGGUCCCCCACCUUCAGGGCACCCUCCGAGGAUCUCAGCCGAAAAGCAGGGGAGCUGAAGAGGAGGACGGUGCUGGCGCGACGCUUCCUGGCCCAGGUGUCUGAACUCCUGCUGCAGAGCCUGCAGGUGGCUCUAGCCCAUGGGCUACUGGAAGUGGCGGCUGCCAGCAGCCUGGAGAUGGUGGAGUGCAGCGGGGCCCUGGACCCACCCACCACCUGUCUGUUCCUGGCGCUGGCACAGAGCUGUGCCGCCUCUGGCUCCAUGCGGUCCGUCCUGCUCUCGGCCACGGCCAUCACGAGCAGCUCGCAGACGGCCGCCCUGCUGCAACUGGAGCAGCGGCUCCGGGCCCAGGGCUACGUGGCCAGCAGCCUCUUCACCUCUGUGCAGCAGCAGCUGGCUGCCACCUCCAAGGCCUGGCAGAACCUCCGGGUGACAGAGCAGCACUUCCACCUCCUGGGUGACAUCCCCCCACAGCUCCGGCUCCUGAUUCUGUGCCACUCCCCUGACAGGGCCCAUCUCUAUGGCGCCACCUACGAGAGGCCCCAGCUCGUGCCCGCAGCCAAGGGGAAGCCGGUCCCCACAGGAGCAGACCUCUGCAAAGUGGCGCACGUGGCCGUGGACCCAGAGAGCUUCUCCAGCCUGCUGUCCCAAGUCCAGCAGUUCUGGGACCAGACCCAGGCUGAGGUGUACAAGGAGGACAAGGCCCUUGGCUUAGGCCUGGAGUAUGUGCGCGCGUCCCCGCAGAUGGAGGGCAGCGGGAGGCAGAGGCUGGAGGCCGUGCUCAAGGCCACGCAGAGCUACCUGGAGCCCCUGCUACUGCAGCUUGCCUGUCACGGCGCCAGGAAGCAGCCCCCUGUGGCAGUGGUGGCCGAUCCCAGCAGGCUCAAGGGCAAAUCAGGCGAGCGGAAGCUAUCCUCUGGCCAGGACCUGCCUGAACAGGCAGACAGCUUGGUGGUGCUGGCAGACCAGGCACUGCUGCAGCUGCCCCUGGAAGGCCUGGCCAUGUUCACUGAGGGCUCCCUGGCCUCCGUGUCCCGUGACUUCUCCCUGCAGAUGCUCUGGAACCGGUUUCCCAGAGAAGAUGCAGAUGGGGGCUCGAGAAAGGACAACCGGAACAAGGACAGCAAAAAGAAAGCCGCCAUGAAGAAGGGACACAAGAGCGUGGUGACCCGGACGCUGCCGCCCGACUGCCUGGUUGUGGACGUGGAUGAGGUCAAGUACAUUGUGGACCCCUAUGAGGAGGCCCAGGGCCAGGAGACACUGACUCCGGUCUCUGUGACCCGGGACAUUCUGGACAAGUUCCGAGACUCCUUCACUUCCAGCUGGGUUGGUCACCUGGGCAGCAAGCACUUUCCAAGCCACGCCGAGUGGGAGCAACUGCUGGGCAGCUGUCAGGCCUUCUUCUUCUAUGGGAUGGAGCGCUUCCUGUCCCACCUGCUGGUGGAGAGGGUGGCUGUCAUGAACCUGCAAGACUGCCAGCUGCUGGUGCUCCUGGACCUCACCCGCUCCUACAAGAGCCUGUGGAGGCAGACGGAGAAGUCAGAGGGCAAGAGUGCCCCCCAGCUGUCUCUGGAGAGGCCUCUGGAAACCGCCAUCCUCCUGAGUCUGGCUGGCGUCCGCACCAUCCUGGCCAACCAGUGGCCCACCCUCCUGCAGGACAACGCAGCGCGGGCAGGGGAGCUGUGGGAACAGCUGCUGACCAAUGGCGAGCCUGUGGGGAGAGCUGUGCGGCUCCUGCAGCAGCCAGGCGCCAGGGACCAGGGGAAGCAAGACGGGUCCCAGAGGGCCAGCGUAUCCUUCCCCGUGGAGAACCAGGACUCCGACGGCCUGGCCGCGAGCCUCAACCUGGUGCUGUACGGACACCCCCGGCAGGUCCUCGGCUGAAGGCCCACAGAGCCCAGGACCUGAGGGCACCCUGCCUCU
This is a messenger RNA of Erinaceus europaeus (western European hedgehog), 7908 nucleotides long. It is a transcript of the gene CFAP46, whose product is annotated as cilia and flagella associated protein 46. The record is from RefSeq and is a predicted model, not a curated record. The transcript is spliced from 59 exons. NCBI's taxonomy places the organism in Eukaryota, Metazoa, Chordata, Mammalia, Eulipotyphla, Erinaceidae. Gene Ontology annotation, molecular function: protein binding. Gene Ontology annotation, biological process: cilium movement involved in cell motility; axoneme assembly. The coding region runs from base 28 to 7869 and encodes 2613 amino acids.